Molecule: messenger RNA, 1725 nt
Organism: Beauveria bassiana ARSEF 2860
Lineage: Eukaryota; Fungi; Ascomycota; Sordariomycetes; Hypocreales; Cordycipitaceae
Product: Amino acid/polyamine transporter I
Exons: 3
Coding region: 1-1725 (574 amino acids)
Biological process (GO): amino acid transmembrane transport
Cellular component (GO): membrane
Molecular function (GO): amino acid transmembrane transporter activity
Source: RefSeq, a predicted model, not a curated record
AUGUCUGGUAAAGACGGCGUUGUCUCUUCUGAAAAGGGCGAGGCUAUUCCUGAGUAUGAAGGCACCUCUCAUGUUCUUCCCAAGGAGGCUGGUGCUUCUUACUCCGAGGAGAGCUUUUUGACUCGCAACGGCCUCACAAUCGAUUCCUUCAAGCCGAAGCACUAUGGCCAGGGCAUUGUCGAGCUGGAGCGGCCGAUGAAGGCGCGCCAUCUGCACAUGAUUGCCAUCGGUGGCUCCAUCGGUGCUGGUUUUUUCGUCGGUUCCGGUGGUGCGUUGUACAAGGGUGGUCCCGGUAGUGUCUUGAUCGAUUUCUUAAUCAUCGGUGUCAUGAUGUUCAACGUCGUCUAUGCUCUCGGUGAGCUCGCAGUCAUGUACCCUGUCUCUGGUGGUUUCUAUACCUAUUCGACUCGCUUCAUCGAUCCUUCUUGGGGUUUCGCAAUGGGAUGGAAUUACGUCUUCCAGUGGGCCGUCGUGUUACCUCUCGAAUUAACAGUGUGUGGUAUCACCAUACAGUAUUGGGAUGAAAAUACAUCCCUUGCUGUGUGGAUUGUUGUCUUCUUGCUUCUUAUCGUCAUCAUCAACGUCUUUGGCGCUCUUGGGUAUGCUGAGGAAGAGUUCUGGGCUUCUACGUUCAAGCUUGGAGCCACUGUUGUCUUCAUGAUCAUCUGUCUCGUUCUGGUGCUCGGUGGCGGCCCAAAGAGCGGCGCGUACAGCGAGUAUCAGGGAGCCAAGCUCUGGUAUAACCCUGGUGCUUUCAAGAACGGGUUCAAGGGCUUUUGCUCUGUCUUUGUCACCGCCGCCUUUGCCUUCUCCGGUACUGAACUGGUUGGUCUGGCCGCUGCGGAAUCUAGCAAUCCCGUUCGCGCUCUUCCCGGCGCCAUCAAGCAGGUCUUUUGGCGAAUUACCCUCUUCUAUAUCCUUGGUCUCUUCUUUGUCGGCCUCCUGAUUAACUCGGAAGACCCGUCGCUCCUGUCUAACUCAGCCUAUGCUGACGCCAAGGCUUCACCAUUCGUUCUUGUUGGAAAGUAUGCCAACCUGAAAGGAUUCGAUCAUUUUAUGAACGUUGUCAUUCUUGUCUCCGUCCUUUCUAUUGGUGUUUCUGGCGUUUAUGGAGGCUCCCGCACGCUUACUGCCCUUGCGCAGCAGGGAUACGCGCCUAAGAUCUUUAGCUAUAUCGACAGAUCCGGUCGUCCGUUGUUCUCGGUUCUGAUCCUCAUUGCUUUCGGUUUCCUUGCUUUCGUUAGCUUGGCUUCGUCUGGUGCCGUCGUUUUUGAUUGGUUGCUCGCUCUCUCUGGUCUCGCAGCUCUGUUCACCUGGGGAUCGGUCUGCCUUGCUCAUAUUCGAUUCCGCGCCGCUUGGAAGUACCACGGUCAUACUCUUGAUGAGAUUCCUUUCAAGGCCGUUGGCGGUGUCGCAGGUUCCUGGCUGGGCUUGAUCCUAAUCGUCCUUGUCCUCAUUGCCCAGUUCUAUACCGCGGUUGCUGCCCCCGUUGGCCAAUCCGGUCUUGGCACGGUUGAAGGGUUUUUCAAGUCAUACCUAGCCAUGCCUGUCGUGCUUUUCUUCUGGGCUUGCGGUUUCGCGUGGAAACGCACAGGUUGGCUUACUAUUGCGCAGAUGGAUGUCGACACUGGUCGUCGUGAGCUUGACUGGGAAGAGAUCAACGCUUAUCGGGCACGCAUUGCCGCCUACCCUGCUUGGAGACGUCUUCUUCAUCACACAUUCUAG